This is a messenger RNA of Dentiscutata erythropus, 276 nucleotides long. NCBI's taxonomy places the organism in Eukaryota, Fungi, Glomeromycota, Glomeromycetes, Diversisporales, Gigasporaceae. The record is from the annotation of a GenBank genome assembly.
AUGAUUUAUGCUAAAAGUUUAGAGGUUAGUCUUUUGGAAGCUGGUUGUUCAGAUGCUCCUAAUAAUGGUAAUAAUGAACCUUUUUCUGAUAAACAAUAUUAUUUAGAGUUAUAUGAAGAAGUUAAAUAUUUAGAAGCAUAUAUUGGAGAGGUAGAAUAUUCAAGAUUAGAAGAUGAAGCAAUACAUUCAAGAUUGUAUAGUGAUGAAGAUUCUAAGGGUAUAGCAGAAAUCAAAUCAGACAUGUGUGAUGGCGAAGUAGAAUAUUCAAGAUUAAAA